Rubroshorea leprosula is the source of this 4413-nucleotide messenger RNA. The record is from the annotation of a GenBank genome assembly. Lineage: Eukaryota; Viridiplantae; Streptophyta; Magnoliopsida; Malvales; Dipterocarpaceae.
UUCUUUUUUCCUUUUCUCUGCGUUUCCUCUCCUUUCCUUUCUUUUUUUCUCCGGCGCCGGCUGUAACUGCUAAAUUCAGGCGGGAGAAUUUGAGCUGUGAAAAAAGUGAUAGGUGUUUUUUUAUUUUUGUUUUUCUUUUUUUUUUUGAAUUGAAGAAAAACAUGUCGUUACCGAAGGAGUUGGAGCAAGUGAUGAGGAUGAGAGGGGGAUCCGUGCUCGGAAAGAAGACCAUUCUCAAGAGCGAUCAUUUCCCUGGCUGUCAGAACAAGCGCUUGACUCCUCAGAUCGACGGCGCUCCGAAUUACCGUCAGGCGGACUCGUCACAUGUUCAUGGUGUUGCAAUUCCAACAAUCAUUGGAAUUCGAAAUGUCCUUAACCAUGUUGGCACUCAAAGAGAUGGGAAGGAAACAAAAUUUCUUUGGUUUAAUCUUCGAGAGGAGCCGGUGGUAUACAUUAAUGGUCGUCCCUUUGUUUUGCGUGAUGUGGAGAGGCCCUUCUCCAACCUUGAGUAUACGGGGAUCAACAGAAAUAGGCUUGAACAAAUGGAAGCUAGACUAAAAGAAGAUAUUCUGAUAGAAGCUGCAAGGUAUGGAAAUAAGAUCCUUGUCACUGAUGAACUGCCAGAUGGGCAGAUGGUGGACCAGUGGGAACCAGUAUCCUCUGAUUCUAUCAAGACACCAUUAGAGGUGUAUGAUGAAUUGCAAUUAGAAGGCUACCUUGUUGACUAUGAACGUGUUCCUAUAACAGAUGAAAAAGCACCAAAGGAGCUAGAUUUUGAUAUUGUGGUUAAUAGAAUUUCUCAAGCUGACAUAAACACUGAUGUGAUUUUUAAUUGCCAAAUGGGACGUGGACGUACUACAACUGGCAUGGUGAUUACAACUUUGGUUUAUCUGAACCGAAUUGGAGCUUCUGGAAUUCCAAGAACCAAUUCAAUUGGGAGAAUUUCUGACUCUGCUUCUAAUAUCAAUGACCAUCUCCCAAACUCAGAAGAGGCAAUUCGUAGAGGAGAAUAUGCCAUCAUAAGAAGCUUGAUCCGGGUCCUAGAGGGUGGUGUAGAAGGCAAAAGGCAAGUGGACAAGGUUAUUGACAAGUGUGCCUCCAUGCAAAACUUACGAGAAGCAAUUUCCACUUAUCGUAAUAAUAUUCUGCGUCAGCCUGAUGAGAAGAAAAGGGAAGCACUGCUUUCAUUUUUUGUGGAAUACUUGGAGAGAUAUUACUUUCUGAUAUGCUUUGCAGUAUAUGUUCAUUCGGAGAGAGCAGCCCUUCGUUCUAGUUCAUUUGAUCAAACUGGUUUUGCAGACUGGAUGAAAGCGAGGCCAGAGCUUUACACCAUUAUUCGCAGAUUGCUUAGGAGAGAUCCAAUGGGUGCCCUAGAAUAUGUGAGUGUGAAACCAUCUGUGAAGAAGAUUGCAGAAUCUGCUGAUGGCCACCCUCAUAAGGUGGGUGUAGUUGCUGCAUUGAGGAAUGGAGAGGUUCUUGGUAGCCAAACGGUUCUAAAAAGUGACCACUGUCCGGGUUGUCAAAGAAGUCUACCAGAGAGAUUGGAAGGUGCUCCUAAUUUCAGAGAAGUUCCUGGAUUUCCAGUUUAUGGAGUUGCAAAUCCAACUAUCAAUGGCAUUCGGUCUGUCAUUCAAAGAAUUGGCAGCUCCAAAGGUGGUCGCCCAGUUUUUUGGCACAACAUGAGGGAAGAACCUGUUAUCUAUAUUAAUGGAAAGCCAUUUGUUCUCCGUGAGGUUGAACGACCCUUUAAGAACAUGCUGGAAUACUCGGGAAUUGAUUGUGAAAGAGUUGAGAAAAUGGAAGCUCGACUAAAGGAAGAUAUUCUGCGAGAAGCUGAAAGUUAUGGUGGUGCUAUAAUGGUCAUUCACGAGAUAGAAGAUAGGCAAAUAUUUGAUGAUUGGGAACAUGUGACCUCUGAUUCUGUAAAAACCCCACUUGAGGUUUUCAAGUGCUUGGAGGAUGAUGGUUUUCCCAUUAAGUAUGCACGUGUGCCCAUCACCGAUGGAAAAGCUCCAAAAAGUUCUGAUUUUGAUACACUGGCUCUAAAUAUCACUUCUGCUUCCAAGGAUGCUGCCUUUGUCUUCAAUUGCCAGAUGGGUCAAGGGAGGACAACCACUGGUACUGUUAUUGCUUGCCUUGUGAAACUUAGAAUUGAUUAUGGGAGACCUAUUAAAAUCCUUGGUGAUGAUGUGCGUCAUAAAGAGCUGGACGGAAGCUCCUCAGGUGGUGAAGAAAAUGGAAGCAAUGUCACAACACCUACCUCUAUUGUUGAAAAAGAAGGGACUGAAAAUGAGCAAGGUCAUGCAUUUGGCAUUGAUGAUAUACUAUUGUUGUGGAAGAUAACUAGGUUAUUUGACAAUGGUGUGGAGUGUCGUGAGGCCUUGGAUGCAAUUAUUGAUAGAUGCUCUGCACUGCAGAACAUACGACAAGCUGUUCUGGACUACAGGAAGGUAUUCAAUCAACAAGAUGCUGAGCCAAGGGUGAGGAGACUGGCACUAAAUCGUGGAGCUGAGUACCUGGAGCGUUACUUCCGUUUAAUUGCUUUUGCAGCAUAUCUUGGAAGUGAAGCUUUUGAUGGAUUCUGUGGACAAGGAGAAUCCAGGAUGACAUAUAAGAGCUGGUUGAAUCAGAGGCCAGAGGUCCAAGGAAUGAAACGGAGCAUAAGACUAAGGCCUGGGCGAUUUUUCACUGUUCCUGAAGAAUUGAGAACACCACAGGAAUCCCAGCACGGAGAUGCAGUAAUGGAAGCCAUUGUAACUGCCCGUAAUGGUUCUGUUUUGGGGAAAGGCUCUAUACUUAAAAUGUAUUUCUUUCCUGGUCAGCGAACUUCCAGCCACAUUCAAAUUCAUGGUGCACCACAUGUUUUCAAGGUGGAAGGGUAUCCUGUGUAUAGCAUGGCUACUCCAACAAUUUCUGGAGCUAAAGAGAUGCUUUCAUAUUUAGAUGCCAAGCCCAAAGCUGGAGGAUCAGUUGGUCAGAAAGUGGUAGUCACUGAUAUUAGAGAAGAAGCAGUUGUCUACAUAAAUGGCACACCAUUUGUUCUGAGAGAGUUAAAUAAGCCCGUUGAUACACUCAAGCAUGUGGGAAUUACUGGUCCGGUGGUGGAACAUUUGGAGUCACGGUUGAAGGAAGAUAUCUUAUCUGAAGUGAAACGAUCUGGCGGUCGGAUGCUUUUACAUCGUGAAGAAUAUAACCCAGUGUCAAAUCAGUCCAGUGUCGUAGGAUAUUGGGAAAACAUCUUUGCAGAUGAUGUGAAGACAUCUGCCGAAGUAUAUGCUGCUCUGAAAGAUGAGGGUUAUAACAUAACAUAUUGGAGAAUACCCUUAACUCGAGAGAGGGAGGCUUUUGCUUCUGAUGUUGAUGCAAUCCAGUACUGCAAAGAAAACUCUGCAGGGUCUUACCUUUUUGUGUCACACACUGGGUUUGGAGGAGUUUCGUAUGCAAUGGCAAUUAUCUGUUGCAGACUUGAUGCAGAGGCAAACUCAACAUUAUUGAAGACUCCUCAACCAUCGGUUGAUACACAUCUAACAUCUACAGAUGACGAAAAUUUGCCAUCCCGAGCUUCUGAUGAGGAAGCACUCAGAAUGGGCGAUUAUCGUGACAUACUAAGCCUUACAAGAGUUCUCAUGGAUGGUCCCAAAAGCAAAGCUGAGGUUGACGUUGUUAUAGAAAGGUGUGCAGGGGCAGGGCAUUUACGAGAAGAUAUACUUCACUACAGUAAGGAACUUGAGAAGGUUCCUGAUGAUGAUGAGCGGCGAGCAUACGCUAUAGACAUGGGCAUCAAAGCUUUAAGGCGCUACUUUUUCCUUAUCACAUUCAGGUCAUACCUAUACCGCACGUCUCCGGCCAAGCAAAACUUCGCAUCAUGGGUAGACGCAAGGCCUGAACUCGGACAUCUCUGUAAUAACCUCAGAAUCGAUAAAUAAUCUGAUCAUAUUGUGAUGUAUCUUUAUAUAGCUGUUGGUGCCUGUUGUUGUUUUCCCCAUUAGUAUAGUAGUCUCUCUCCCCACCCCUGCCAAUGCUUGCAUAGUCAAUCUGUGUCAAGUGGGUCAGUCAUUUCUUGACGGUACUUGUGUAGAAUUGGAUUCUUUUGUGGUGUUUCGGGGACUUGGGGGGUGAGUUGGCUAAAAGUUUUAGAAAAAGGUUGAAUCCCACCGUGAUUUAGUUUCAGUUUGAAGUGCAGUAGGAGAAAGCGAUCUAUACACUAGAUAAUUGUAGGAUAACCCAAGAAACUCAAAGAUGGCAAAAGUAGGAUCUCGUUUCCUUUUCUGAUAUACAAACCCUCUACCUUUUUCUCGCUCUGCUAUGGAACUACAUAUUUUUUUAUUCAAUUCCUUGUUUGGUCCUUAAGACCGUGUAUGUCAUGUUCCCAGUAAUGAGUCCAACUAAAACUAAUAAUAUGUUAGUUCGAAU